AUGGCAAAAAUCCCUCUCAUACUCUCCAUUUAUCUUCUGGGAGCUUUUCUUGGAGCCCAAAUUUCAGUGUUCAUCGAGAACAAGGAGGCGAGCGCUGUCCUUGGCAGGCAAAAGCGGGCCAACUCAAACCGACUGGAAGAGGUUAUUCCAGGGAACCUUGAGAGAGAAUGCAUAGAAGAAAAAUGCAGCUUCGAAGAAGCACGAGAAGUCUUUGAAAACACAGAGAAAACGAUGGAGUUUUGGAAAACAUAUAUUGAUGGAGAUCAGUGCGAUCCCAAUCCAUGCAAAAAUGGAGCCAUUUGCAAGGAUGCAGUAAGUUCCUACGUGUGCUGGUGCCCACCUGGGUACGAAGGCAGAAACUGUGAGAUAGACUUCACUUGUGCAAUCAAAAAUGGAGGCUGCAAGCACUUUUGCAGGCAUGACCCACCACAGAAAGUUGUUUGUUCCUGCGCCGCUGGCUAUAAACUUCAUGAAGAUGGAAAGUCCUGUGAACCUACAGUGCCAUAUCCCUGUGGCAGGAUUACGGCUCCCGAAGCGAAGAGCAAGCUCACCCGAGCCAUAAACAGCUUUGAGGACUGGAACAUCACCUCUGAGGACUCUGAAGAUGCUCCUGACGAGGCUUUUGACAACAUCACCGAAACCACCACAGCUGCCACCACGAGAAUUGUACCGAUAAUUAAGACGGGCACUCGGGUUGUUGGUGGAUCAGACAGCCUGAAAGGCGAGGUGCCUUGGCAGGUCUACCUGGUGAACAGCCACAACGUGGGCUUCUGUGGCGGGUCCAUCGUCAAUGAGAAGUGGGUUGUGACAGCCGCGCACUGCCUGAAGCCGAGUGACAACGUGACCGCUGUGGCAGGCGAACACAACACGGAGGGCGACGACCACACGGAGCAGCGCCGGCGGGUGGUGCGCAUCAUCCCGCACCCCACGUACAACGCCACGCUCAACAAGCACCACAACGACAUCGCCCUGCUGGAGCUGGAGGAGCCGCUCAGCUUCAACAGCUACGUCACCCCCAUCUGCAUCGGCAGCAGGGAGUUCACCAACACGCUGCUCAAGCACGGCCUGGGCACCGUCAGCGGCUGGGGCAGCGUGCUCUACCGCGGCCGCCCCGCCACCGUCCUCCAGGUGCUCAAGGUGCCCUUCGUCGACCGGCCGACCUGCCUCAAGAGCACCUCCAUCACCAUCCUGCAGAACAUGUUCUGCGCCGGCUUCUCGUCCGGCGGCAAGGACACCUGCGGGGGCGACAGCGGCGGGCCCUACGCCACGGAAAUCGAGGGGACCUGGUUCCUCACCGGAGUGACCAGCUGGGGGGAGGAGUGCGCAAAGCCCGGCAAAUACGGCAUCUACACCAAGGUCUCCAAGUACCUCAAGUGGAUCAAAGAGACCACGAAGCUAACUUAA
This is a messenger RNA of Rhea pennata, 1404 nucleotides long. It is a transcript of the gene F9, whose product is annotated as coagulation factor IX. Lineage: Eukaryota; Metazoa; Chordata; Aves; Rheiformes; Rheidae. Bases 1 to 1404 code for a protein of 467 amino acids. Gene Ontology annotation, biological process: zymogen activation; blood coagulation. Gene Ontology annotation, cellular component: extracellular region. Gene Ontology annotation, molecular function: serine-type endopeptidase activity; calcium ion binding. The record is from RefSeq and is a predicted model, not a curated record. The transcript has 8 exons.